UACCGGCUGGGCCGGAAGAUCGGCAGCGGCUCCUUCGGAGACAUCUAUCUCGGUGGACUGUGCAGUACCACUUCGUGACGUUCACAGGCACCUUUGGGAGCUAAAGCUUCAUGCGUGAUUCUGGUUCUGCUCCGCGGCACCUAGCAGAGGUACGGACAUUGCUGCAGGAGAAGAAGUUGCAAUCAAGCUUGAAUGUGUCAAAACCAAACACCCUCAGCUGCACAUCGAGAGCAAGAUCUACAAGAUGAUGCAGGGAGGAGAUUAGUCGUAUUGAGUAUAUUCAUUCGAAGAACUUCAUCCACCGAGACGUGAAGCCAGAUAACUUUCUCAUGGGACUCGGCAAGAAGGGGAACCUGGUCUACAUCAUAGACUUCGGGCUGGCCAAGAAGUACCGCGACGCCAGGACCCACCAGCACAUCCCCUAUCGUGAGAACAAAAACCUCACUGGGACCGCUCGAUAUGCCUCUAUCAACACCCAUCUUGGAAUCGAACAAUCUCGACGAGAUGACUUGGAGUCCCUGGGCUAUGUCCUGAUGUACUUCAACCUGGGCUCUCUCCCCUGGCAGGGGCUGAAGGCUGCUACCAAGAGACAGAAAUAUGAGAGAAUUAGUGAGAAGAAAAUGUCCACUCCCAUUGAGGUGUUGUGUAAAGGCUACCCUUCUGAGUUUGCCACGUACCUGAACUUCUGCCGCUCCUUGCGUUUCGAUGACAAGCCUGACUACUCGUACCUGAGACAGCUCUUCCGGAACCUGUUCCAUCGCCAGGGUUUCUCCUACGACUACGUGUUUGACUGGAACAUGCUCAAGUUUGGUGCCAGCCGGGCUGCCGACGAUGCCGAGCGGGAACGCCGGGACCGAGAGGAGCGGCUGAGACACUCUCGGAAUCCAGCUACCCGGGGCCUCCCCUCCACGGCCUCAGGCCGCCUGAGGGGGACGCAGGAAGUGGCUCCCCCCACGCCCCUCACCCCUACCUCACACACUGCGAACACCUCUCCGCGGCCCGUCUCCGGCAUGGAGAGAGAGCGGAAAGUGAGUAUGCGGCUGCACCGCGGUGCCCCUGUCAACGUCUCUUCGUCUGAUCUCACAGGCCGGCAAGAUACCUCGCGCAUGUCCACCUCACAGAUUCCCGGUCGGGUGGCGUCCAGCGGUCUUCAGUCUGCCGUGCACCGGUGAACCGCUCUGUGCCGCGAAGGGCAGACGUGCAUGGCUGAUCAACUCUGUACCAAUGGCUUCCUAGUGACGCGCCCCGACCUAGAGCAGGAAUGUUGACACCGGAGCUCUCCAGGCCACUCACCCAGCGACGCGCAUGGGACACACACAUACUAGAUGGACAGAUGCCACGUGCUGCCAGCGCCAGGGGCCACGGCCCACACGUGAGCUUGGUCACCGCUGGGAGGAGCGCGUGUGCCGCGAGCCCUGGCAGAGACUCAGCCCACCGCAAACCUUGCCCUCCGCCUCCGUGGUGGCCCGCGCUCCCUGCGAGGCUGCUGUAACUACCGACUUUUCUGUUGAUUAAGACAGUUUUGUAUCAUUUUGCUAAAAAUUAUUGGCUUAAAUCUGUGUAAAGAAACCUACCUUUUUAUUGUUUUCUGUUUGUUUUUGCGGUCUCACAAAGAUGUUGAUGUUGAAGAAUCCGAAAACAAAGUUGCUGGCUGGCGUUGUGUGUGAGGUGGUCAGGCAGGAGAGUCCCCAGGCUCCAGUGGUCUGUGUCCGUCCGUCUGCUGUCCUGUCAUGCUGUGCUGUGUGGUCCACUGUAGAGAGGGGUAUCUCACCAGAGUUCUGUCACGUGUGCAUCUGCGUACAGGUCGUGCGCCCCUGCGUACAGGUCGUGCGCCCCUGCGUACAGGUCGUCUGUGUGUCGUGGACUGGUGUCUUGUGGCCCAUUAGCCUGGUUUGGGUGUCCUCGCCCUCUGUCCCCCGUCAGAAUGGACGUUCCCACAGCAGCUUUGGAUUGCUCUCCAGUGAGAAGGUGCAGGCUGCUGCAGAGAAGGACAGCGCUGCGGUGUUUCCAGGCCACACGCAGCCCUGCCCCAGAGGAGGACGAGGAUGCCAAGAACACUGCGGACGCGGAUGUGGAGGAUGUUGGGCGCCCGGCUGAGUCGGGUGCGUUUCUGGUUUCCAGGGAGAGGACUGUUCGUCAAGAGCUGUCGGGUCGUGUCGGGGUCGUGUAUGUGAUUGGGGGAUGUUUGUUGCCUAAAUGCCUUUGAAUUUCAAUUUGGGAAAUUUUCUGAACAGACUGUAUGUGCAGCCACCGUUAAUCUGUUAAGACUUGUGAGCUUAGUAGGAAGGCGUGUGGUCUUGCGUGCCCAAGGGUGCCCAGCAAGGUGGUGAGGCAAGGGGGAUUCCACGCCAGGGUGCCAAGAAGCAGACGACGAACCCAGACGCAUCACAGAGCAUGUGGGAGCGUGUGCCAUGUGGCGGGUAUCCCUGGACCGCACAGGAACAGCCCUGACACCACAGGUCAAGUGCUGUGUCGCCAGAGGAGGAGCGUGGACGAGCUGGGCGGCACGUGCUCCUGCUACUCCUGUGUUUGACUGCUUCUUGGAAGCUAGGACCCAGGGUACCCCCUUCUCCUUCCAUACCCCAAUGUUUCUUGGCCCAGGAGCACUGGGCCAGCCCACCGUCACUGUUGGUGGAUGUUGCAGGCGUGGCUGACCUUACCGGGGCCGCUUCGUUCUGAAUGGUCAGUGAUCUGUCACUCCCGAAGCACCGGGGGUGGGGGUGGGGCAGUGUUUACAGAGGGAGCGCCUUCUUUGGACUGAGGCUGUUCCCUUCCGGCCUCAGCGGGCGCUCUGCGUGCCACAGUUCCCAUGUCAUGGCGCCUCGCGGCCUUUGCCUGAGGCUGCGGGGUGAACAGCUCUGCCCCCCACGCACACUGUAACCCAGGUGGAAUGUAUCAGCUGUGUGCAGAGUCUGGACAGCGCAUUUGUACCACCACUGUAUUUGUGUACUUUAACAACUGUGUAAAUAAUAAAUUCAUAUGGCUUCUACAUUUCUCCCUAGCCCCUUUCCUGGUCUUCAUUUUGCAGUCUGGGAGUUUUCAACGUACGUAGUGUGUGUUGCGUGGCCUCGCUGGACUGGGUGCCCUGUGGUCCUGGGCCUCAGGCCUAAGGGGGAAGCUGGCGGGUGGAGCCACCCAUGUCCACGCCUGUGGCUGGGCUUUGCAGGCAGGGCCUGUGCAUCUGAACCCAGUCUUUCCUCUGGACGUCUGCCCGUUCUGGGUAAGCAGUCAGUUUCCUGUUCCAAACCCACGUGGUAAUUGCUGGAACUGUCCAGGAGCACUGAGGCCCUUGUCUUGCACGAUUCUGUGUGUUAGGGAAAUCCAUGGUAGUCUAUCUUGUUUGUUCGGGUUUCGGGUUGUCUGCCUUCCCAACCACCUUGCCUCAUCCCGAACAAUUUUGUCUCCUCCGCCCGUCCUCAAGCCGCCGUUCUGGCCCUGGGCGUCUGGUCAGCUUGCAGCAGGGACCCCAGGGCCACUCAGAGGCCCUUGUACUUAGGUCCUUCCUUGUUCCCUAGGCCUGCCUGUCGGGGGGCCUGCCUCUUGGGCCAGCUCUCCUCCCUGUCUCCACACCUCCCCGCUGCCCGAGGCUGAGGAGGCAGCGUUUGGAAUCUAGUUCUCGGUGCGAAUGAGACGCCGACCACUCACCCCAGGCCUUUGCUUAGACUCACAACAAACUAGUUUGCAGUAAGAGUUAAGUUCUGAGCACCUUCCUCACCUUCCAGAACCCUUGUCGUCAGCUGCUGUGGUGUCCGCCCUGACGCGUGGUAACCCCGUGCACAGCAGUGUGAAGCACUGCCCAGUUCUGCACCGUCCCCGUGAUCAUGCGGGUUGGGCAGUUGUGACCCAUAGGGUUUUGAUUGGCUGAUUCUCAGAAGUAGACCUGGACCUUUGUUCCGGGUCUGUCUGGUUUGGGAGCUCUGCUGAAACCUGUUCGGCGUCACAGCAACACUCAAGCCUCAAGUGACAGAUGGGUGGUGGCUGCGCAUGAGGUGCCUCGGGCAGGAAUCCAACCUGGGUCUCCGUCACAGAGGGCGAGGGUCCUGCUGUCCCUCUUCCCCUCGGAGCCCUCACCUGUUGUCUUUUCAUUUCCUGCCAGGAGGGGGCGCACGCGGCUGUCUUCCUUCCAAGAGCUUGCCCCCCCAACACGUUGCCUCCUC
This is a messenger RNA of Trichechus manatus latirostris (Florida manatee), 4157 nucleotides long. RefSeq names its product casein kinase 1 delta (gene CSNK1D). Bases 330 to 1172 code for a protein of 280 amino acids. Gene Ontology annotation, molecular function: ATP binding; protein serine/threonine kinase activity. Gene Ontology annotation, biological process: peptidyl-serine phosphorylation; endocytosis; spindle assembly. The transcript has 9 exons. Gene Ontology annotation, cellular component: cytoplasm; nucleus; spindle microtubule. The record is from RefSeq and is a predicted model, not a curated record. NCBI's taxonomy places the organism in Eukaryota, Metazoa, Chordata, Mammalia, Sirenia, Trichechidae.